Mycosarcoma maydis (corn smut) is the source of this 2007-nucleotide messenger RNA. RefSeq lists its product as uncharacterized. Bases 1 to 2007 code for a protein of 668 amino acids. NCBI's taxonomy places the organism in Eukaryota, Fungi, Basidiomycota, Ustilaginomycetes, Ustilaginales. The transcript has a single exon. The record is from RefSeq and is a predicted model, not a curated record.
AUGACAACCAAGUCGUCUUCCUCGGUGGCUUCGGCCGCCGAUCAUGCUCAGGACAGCGAGAGGCAGCCUCUCCUUGGAUCAUCUUCCACUUCUCCCGACUAUCACGCUAUCUCUCACCACUCUUUGCCAUCUGCACCACGGGCUUGGCGUUCGAGAGGCUCACCUUACCUCACUCUCUUCCUCCGUUUCUACUUUGCCCUGGGCGUGCUGCUCUUGCUACCUGUCACCGUCCUGCUCAUAAUACUGGCCAUCAACUAUUUUGAGCCCAUUCCGUUGCUCCUCCCUCCCCAUCGCUCGCCUGCUGUAUUGCCCUUUUGGUUUUGCCUCAUCUCGGUUUCCAUGCUAGGCCCUGGUCUUCUCUUCUUCGAGCUUGCAACCCACGCUACCAAUUUCUUUCAUCUCUUCGUCCUUUGCUGCACCGUGGCCGACGUGGUGCUCCUCCUCGCCGUUCCAGAAUUUCGUGUCACCCACUCUUCCCUCGGCUUCACCUCCGUUGCUCUCUGCUUCCUUUCCACGCUCUGGGCCUUCCUAUCAUCUCAUCAUCUGCAAAAGCAAAAAAUUCCCUUCACGCUCAAUCCUGAUGUAGGCGCUCCCAUUGUCACCGAGAUCCCACUGGCACGAGCUCAAGCAAAGUGGAAGAGGCGUUUCAAGCUCUUCUGGGCCUUGUUCGGUUGCCUUGCUGUCGCCCUCGCUUCUGCGCUCGUAACCUUGGACUUAGUGCUAGACGCAGCCGAUUCUGGUUUCCGACCUCUCGGCAAUCUUACCAUGGUGCAUCCCACUUCACUCACUAAGCAUCCGGUCUACCCAUCCGAUCCGGCCGAUGUCAACCCUUAUCCUGUUUCGUUCCGCCUUCAUCUCGCCUGCGAGUCCACUCCUGCUCGCCCAGGUACCCUCAAGUCGGACAACGCUUCCGUUGAUGCACCCACCGCCCUGGUCAUGUCGGACCGAGGCGUGUCUGGCGUAGUCGCAGCGCAGUUCCUCCGCGAGAUGGUGGCUUCCUCCCCUUCUAAUUCUGGCGGCGGCGACGAUGGUCACCUUGCUCUAACUCGCGUCUGCUUCUGGGACCGUAUCGGUUACGGUCAUUCAGACUUUGUCUACCAACCUACCUCGGUGCGCUUGCAGACCGAAGCUCUCUACCAUGCUCUUCAAAAGCAUGACCAGGUUGACCUCAACGCAAGCCCUCAGCAUGCUGCGGGAAAGAAGGAAAAGGGGGAUGGUGAAUUGCUCGGAAAGUUCAUGCUCGUCUCCACCGGCUAUGGUGCUCUUUUCGCCCAAGACUUUGCCAUUCAGCAUCCUGACCUGGUGCAUUCUUUCCUCCAUGUGGAUGCAGAGACUCCCGCCUCUUGGUACACCGACACAGCUUCUCAAGGUUCCGGAGCACGUGCAGGAUAUCUUGCCGAACGUCACGGACCCUUUGGUUCGCUUUUCUACGACCUUCUGCCUGCUCUCAUCGAGCCUGUCGGCAUCACACGCAUCAUCGGCCUGCUCAAAGGCAAGACGGUAGUUGACCGCAUCCUGGCUCCAGGACAACGCGCACGCGCAGCGCGCCAACACGACAUUGGUGGCGGAGGUUGGAGAAUCUAUGGCGCUGGUGGUGGCAACCCGAGGCUCCUUAUGUCGUCUUGGCUAGAGCGCUUGGACGCCAAUCUGGGCACUGCGAGCCCUAACUUUGCUCGCCUCCGCAAGUCCAGUUCCGACUACCAGACGUUGCUGUCCAAGCGUCCUGUCGCGGUGCUUUCCAGCUUUUGGAGGAUACAUGCUGACAUCGAUGGCUGGGGUCAGGAGCAGCGUGAGACUUUAGUGGCACCAGCCAAGAACAGCUCAACCCUCAUCGGUUGGUGGCGCGUCGGAGACCGCAAACGGAGGACCGGCGGUGGCGACGAAGGUGGUCCAGCUGGAAUCUGUUCAACGAAGAUGGGCGUCAUCUUCUGCAAAGAGGCCGUUCGCAAGCUCAUUGCUGCCGGUCAAAUGUGGAACUCCACAGUCGUAUCUCCACUUUCCGCCUGA